AUGACAACACAACAUGUUAAUCCAUUUUCAAGAGUUUAUGCAUCAGCAGAAAUAAAUAAUAACUAUGAUAAUAAUAAUAAUAACGAUAAUAAUAACGAUAAUAACAAUAAUAGUAAUAAUUUUUUAAAUGAAUUCAACGAUAAACUAAAUAAAGAUUUCAGUGACAUAUAUCAGUUUGGUGAUAGUGGGGGAUACAAUAAUAAUAUAUAUGGUAGUAAAAUAAAUAAUGGUAGAGGUUUUAUCGACGAUACCAAAUUUAUGGGAGGUGCAGGUGCAGGCGCAGGAGCUGGGGGCAUUGACAACUAUAGUUAUGUUGGUAACUUAACCAAUGACUCUAAUUCAACUAAAAAUCCAUCAAUGUUAUUUGAUUCAAGAGUUCAUAAUAGUAACACCAAUCAAAACAGUAGUAACACCACCGACCAAUCAUUACAUAAUUCAAAUAUAUUAGAUAGACAAAAUUCAUUUUUAAACUCUUAUAAAAACCAAUCACAACAAAGACAACCACCGAAAAAUUCACAAGAUAAUUUUAUAAAUAAACAUAUCAAUAGACAACCACCACAACCACAAACUGCAACUAUACAACCUCAACACUCUGAUAAUUUUAACAAUAAUAAAAAUUUUGGAAACAGUCUUUCAAUUAGCAAUUUUGAUGGUGACGAAAAUAUACUCGAUAACGACCCAUAUCUCUCUUUUGAUGUUACAAAUCCAAAUAUAAAUAUAAACGAAGAGCAAUAUUAUGACGAAAAUCCUCAAGAAAUUAUCGAUUCAAAUGGUAUAGAGGAUAAUCAACAACCACAAGAAGAACACAUUAAUGAACCAUUGGUAUAUUAUUCAGAUGGCGAAGCUAGAACCCCUGGUUCAUAUUUUAAAUCAAGAUCUGCAAAUAUGUCUGGUGAUCAAUCAAUUAAUUUUGGAACAUAUAAUGAUAGUUUUUCAAAUAGAAUAAAUUUAAAUGGCAGUAUGAAUGGAGCUGGUGGUUACAAUAAUAGUAAUAAUUAUAAUCAUAAUCAAACAAUAAAUGAAAAUGAAAGGUCAAUAAAUAAUCAAAUGCAAUCACCACACAACAAUUUACCAAACACAACUGUUAAUACAAGUAUUGGAACUGUGAAUAUACCCAAUUACCCUUCACCUGUAGGAUAUACACCAGAAAGAGGAUAUUUAGAUUAUGAAACAUAUAUUCGUUUAAAAGAAAGAUAUUUAAAAAAUAUUGAUGACACUAAUUUGCCAGCAUCAACAACUACAACACCAAAAAAUAAUAUUAGCAAAAAUUUAAAUCAAAGUGGGCUUCAUAACAAUAGAAACCCAUCAUUUUCGGUAUCAUCAAUAGAUUCAAAAUACUAUAAUCAAAAAGAAACAUCCCAAUCAAAAACAAUACAAGCACAAAAAUCAACACCUACUACCUCGAACAAACAAAAAAAUAUUACAAAUAUGUUGGAUUAUCCAAUGGUUAUAAUUGAAAAGAGCAUCAAUUUUGAAAGUUGUGAAUUAGAAUGGACAAUUGUUAAAGAUAUUGUAAUUACCAACCCACAUUUAAAAUCGGUAACUCUUUCAAAUUUAAAUAUUUAUGGUUUAGAUAGAAAUUGUUUCAAUUUAAAAGUUUCAGAGAAAUAUCUUCCAGCUAAUAAAAGCCAUUCUAUGAUCAUUAUAGAACCAUCAUCAUAUAUAACGAUUGCCAUUCAAUACUCACCAACCACUGAGAACCUCCCAACAUCAGCAGAUAAUGUGCAUCACGCAAAUUUAAUUUUUACAAGUACAGCGACUGACUCUACUCAUUUAGAAGAUUUUUAUACUACCGAGUUCUCUGUUAGACCCAUUUCAAAUUCUGGUAUUGUUUGUAACUUUUCAAUUCCUAUAACUGGAACACCUUCAUCAAAUAUUUUAAAUGACUACAAUUAUUUAUAUAGUUAUAAUAUUUGGGAUAUGGGCGAGUGUGAUAUUAAUUCAACUUUAAAUUCUAAUCUAUCAAUUCAUUUUCCUUAUGGUAAUAAAUUAGCAUUCGAAUUUAGCGGUGAAGGUUUUACAUUUGAAAAACAACCAAAUGAUAAAGUUGCAUUAAAAUUCUCAGUACCAAAGUCACAAGUAUAUAAAGGCGAAGUAACUAUAAUUGAUAAAAUAACUGGUCAAAAGAAAAAUGUUCAAUUAUUAGCAACUAUAAAUAAUAAUCAACCACAACAACAACCACAACUACAACAAAAGAAAUCACAACAACCAAUAACUAUUGAUCCAUCACCAAGCCAAUCACCAAACUCCCUAUUAAUAUCAUCGAUAAGGGAUCAAAAGAAUAAUAAUAUUAAUGAUAAAGAAAGAGAAAAAGAGAGAAUAGAAAAAGAAAAAGAAAGAGAAAAAUUAGAAAGAUAUGAAAGAGAUAGAAUCGAAAAUGAAAAAGAAAGAGAAAGAGAAAGAAUAGAGAGAGAAAUAUCUGAAAGGGAGCAACAACAAUAUCAAAUAUCACCUAAUAGAAUCCCAUUAAAAAUUUCAAAUUAUGUCUUGGAGAACGGUAUUAAGAUGAUUUACGAACAAAGAAAACAAAUACAACCAACAGAUACUUUACCAAUUUUAUGUAUCUCUAAUGAACCAAUCGAAAUUGAAUGCUCAUCAACACUUCCAGAUGUUUUUGUUAUUUCACCAUCAACCCUUUUAGUUCAACCAAAUUCAACCUUACCACUUCAAAUUAGAUAUCAACCUCCAGCUGAUGUACUAUCACAUCGUGCAGCACUUAUUUUAUCGGCUCCAUCCAUUACCAAUGAAAAAAUUAAAAUUGAUUUAGUUGGUGUUACUGAAUCAUCAUCGUAUAUUCCACCAUCACCACUUAAAGUAUUUAGAGGGGACACAAGAAAAAAAAUAAAUCAACAACAGAGACCACAAGAAAUUAUAGAAGAGAAUGAAGAGGAAGAACAAAUACAAUUUCCAAUUCGACCACCAUUAUUCCAAAACUAUGAUAAUAAUGAAGAUUAUCAAUUAGAUAAUUCAAGUGUAAUUUUCCAUCACAAUGACGAUUUAACCACAUUAUCAAAGAAACCAUCACUUUAUUGUAAUAAGAAAUUAGUCCAUUUUGGUGGUGUAAGAUUGGGUGAAACCAAAACUAUAACAAUCACUUUGACCAGCACAUUACCGGUAGCUCUACAUUUGAAGGCUGCAUUCAAACAAAGUAAAUUUGGUAAAUUCUUUAGUGUAUUAAGUGGUAAUCAAUUGUUAAUAUCACCAAAUGAUAAGGGAGAGGUUGAAAUUCAAUAUGCACCUCUUUCAGUUGAUUCACAUGACAGUGUAAUUGUAUUCUCUUCAUUAAAUAAUGACAUCUCAUUCUCUGUUCCAAUUAUAGGUUAUGGUGGGAAUGCUAAAAUGGAAAUUUCCUCAUCUGCUCGUGACUUUAGAGACUCUACCAAUAGUAUUGGCACAAUUCUAUAUGUUAAUAAACAUAGUAACGAUAAUAAAUCACUUUAUUGUACAUUUAGUGUCAAAAAUACUGGUCAACGUUCUGGUUUCAUUAGAGCAAUAUCAGCAUUCUCAAACUCUCGUUCAUCUAUUUCUCCAGAUAGAGUUGUUAUUGGUGUUGGUGAAACUCAAGAGUUUAGAUUAAAUAUUCAUCCAUUAAGUGGCGAUAUUAAUUCAUUACUAUUACAAGUUCAAGAAUCUUUAAAGAACUCCACAAUGUCUCACGGAAAAGUUAAACUCUAUUAUGGUGACGAGCUAUCACGUCUUAGAUGUAUAAAUUCAAAACUCUACCGUUUAGACAAAUAUAAAUCUACUACAAAUAGCAAUGAAAUCUCGUUUGAAGGUGACUUUUUGUUUGAUUACAAAUAUAAAGAUGACUAUCAAGAUGAUUUAAAUAAAAGAGAACUACUUAUCACUGAAAAUACAAAUAGUAAAGAUGCAAACGAUUAUGAUUUAGAUACAGAAGAUGACAGCAUUGCUUUCUACCAACACUUGUCAAAUAUAAAAAUUUCACCUAUAAUUGGUAAUCCUCCAAUCAACUCAAAUAAAAAAAACAAUGUAAAUUUUGAAAGAAAUAACGAUAACGGUGAUGAUGGUGAAGGUGAUAAUAAUUUUACAAAAAAUAAUAAUGGUGGUGGCGUUGGUUUUCAUAGCAGUAGAGAAGGAAAUUUUUCAGGGAGUUCUAACAACAAUAUAAACAAUAGUAUAAAUAGAAAUAAUAGUAAUAGAAGCAAUAAUAAUCAAGACGAAGAUAUUAAUAACAUUAUGGAUAUAAACAAUUUAAAUAAUAACAUAGAUAAUCUUUAUUUAGCAAAAAUGAAUAAUAACUUUAGUGAAAUUAACAGCUUAUCAAGUGAAAAUAAAAUUAAGAAAAGUAAUAUUUUAGAUAAUUUAAAUGAUAAUAAGAAAAAUAUUUUUAAAUCAAAGAGUAUGUUCGAUUUCGGAAAUGAUUUAAAUCAACCAUCUAAACAAAAUUCCACUCCAACUAAUAAACAAAAACAACAAGAGCAAUUUUUAAAACAGCAAAUUGAACAACAUCAAGAGAAACUAUUACAACAACAACUACACCAAGAACAACUAUUAGAACAACAAAAACUUUUUCAAGAGAAACUUUUAGAACGACAACAACAGCAAGAAAAAAUUUUACAACAACAAAUUGAACAACAACAAGAGCAAAUAUUUAAACAACAACAGUUAUUUCAACAACAACAACUUCAACAACAACAACAACAACAAAUUCAAGAACAAGAACAACAGGAAAUAAUACAACAACAAAAAAAAAAUGAUGAAGUAUAUUCUAACCAACAAAAAUCACAAUAUGGAACAAUUAGCACAAUGAACAAACCUUCUUUGUUUCAAGGAAAAUCCUCUAAACCACCCAUAUCAUCAAAUUUUUCAAACCAAAGUCUUUUUUCGAAUAAUGGUAUUAGAAAUGGUGUUAAUAACAAUACAAAGAGUAUGGUAAAUAAUAAAUCACCAUCUCCAUCUCUUUCCCCAACUAUUGAAAUCGUUGAUGAAGCCCAUAAAGAACAAAGAUACCAACAAUCAUAUAAUAAUAAAAAAACAUUAGGUGAUGAUAAUAAUUUGGGAAAUUCUAGCUAUAGAGACACUUUAAUUGCAUCGUAUAAUCCUUUUUUGCAACAACAACAACAACAACAAGAGGAAGAAGAAAAAGAGAACAACGAAAAUAAUUUUCCAAGACAAGAAUAUUCUGUAUAUAGCAAUAAAAAUAUGGUUUCUCAAUUUAAUAAUAAUAUUAAUACACCACCUUUUAAAACCAAUUCAGUUAAUUUACCAAAACCAUCGUUUUCAAAUCAAAAUUUUGAAGAGAACAGUGAAAAUUCAGGCAAAAGUAUAUAUCAAAAUUUAAAUAGUACUAAAGGUUUCAAAAGCAUGGCCAGUGGUUUAAAUACAAGUAUGGGUAGUACAAAUAAUAUCGGUAUGACAAGUUUAGACAAUAUGAAGGGUAUGAAUGGUAAUACUUUAGUCGAAUCAGAAGGGUCCAUCAAAAUUCCAAAUUUUAAUGAUACUAUCAACCAGUCAGAGGAUGAUGAAGAAUUUGACAAAACAAAAAACUUUGGUUUCUCAGAUUUAGAUAUUGAUUUGAAUAGUACUUUUAAUAAUAAUAAAACAACACCAUCAAAAUCAGUUUUAUCCCCCAGAGGCUCGAAAAGACAACUAGAUUCUCAAUUUGGUAUUUCACAACAACAACAAUUGGAUAUCUCCGAAUUCGAAAAUAAUACCACUCCAUUAAAAUCAAAUAGUAACUUUACAACAAAACCAACUUCUUUUUUUGAUAAUUCAAUUUCAAACGGUACAAAUAAUAGUACACUAAGACCAUCAUCAGAUUCACUUUUUAAUACAAAUUUCAAUACAACAUCCACAAAUACUUUAAAUAAUCCAUUUAAAUCACCCCAGUCAUAUUUUAAUAAUACUUUUACCAAUAAAAAGCAACAACAACAACAAUAUUUCGAUGAUCAGCAAGUAGGUUCAUAUUUUGAAGAUGAUGAAUUUAAUGAUAAUCAAAAGGUAAUAAACUAUAAUGAAACCAUUAACCAAAUGAACAAUAAUAAUUUUGCAAAUGAAAUGGAUAGAAAAGCAAAGCAAUCAUCUCAAGUCAAAUUUAAUUCUAUGCCAUUUCCAACAAUGCACAAUAGUACAAAUCAAAAUUUAAAAUCAAUUUUAAAAAAAACAAAUCCACAAAACAUAAACCACCAAACAUCAUUUUUCAAUUCUCUUAAAAAUUAA
Molecule: messenger RNA, 6180 nt
Organism: Dictyostelium purpureum
Lineage: Eukaryota; Evosea; Eumycetozoa; Dictyosteliales; Dictyosteliaceae
Exons: 3
Coding region: 1-6180 (2059 amino acids)
Biological process (GO): protein localization to centrosome; centrosome duplication; mitotic spindle assembly
Cellular component (GO): centriole; pericentriolar material; cytoplasm
Molecular function (GO): protein kinase binding
Source: RefSeq, a predicted model, not a curated record